AUUAAUUCCACCCUUUCCUAUAUCGUCCCCCAACUGAGUUUGAGACAUUCCUGAUCCCGGCUUUGAACAUCCCUUCAUCUUGAUAUUCCGUGGCAAAGUUACCCCCUCCCCUCCCCAUCCUGCGCACGAACCUUGACUGACUUCGGACUAUAUUAUACGGUGACAGACUUGGAAAACGUGCCGUCCGCUUUUUACCAGACGCUUGCAUGUGCGUGACGCAAGAGACUUUUCAAACUUCACCUCCCUUCCAGCUUCGCUUCUCUGCAUCUUCAUUAACAUCUAAAAGCAUCCACCAGUAAAGAUUUUUAAUUUGCAGCUCCUCCUGUUCUUCAAGUCGUACUACAUCACACACAUCACACAUUCAUCAUGGCCCAGUUUAGAUUACUCUGUCUUGUCUUCUUUGUCGCAAGUUGCAGCCAUGUCCUCGCUCAGGAAGAUUCCGAGGAAGAAGACCAGCCAGCGGCAUUCGGAGCGUAUCCUAACAACUUUGGCACGUACCCCGGCAACUAUGGCAUGGGACGAGGUGACAAUGUGGAGCAAGUAGACCCAGAGGAACUUGAGGAUCCAGAAGAGAUGGAAGAGCCCGACAACGAAGAACCGCAAAUGCAAGCUAUGGGGGAUACUGAGGCACAGCAAGAAGCACUAGAGGCACAACAAGAAGCACAACAAGAAGCUCUAGAACUAGCACAGGAGGCGGCAGAAGAUGCUGAAGAAGCAAGACUUGACGCUUUAGAAGAACAAGAAGACGCAGCACUUGAAUUGGCUGAGCAACAGCAGGAGGCAGCCGAACAGGGCGAGUCACUCGACGUUGAGGAAUUGGAAUCGUCCGUAUCUCACUUCUCAUCGCUGAACGGCCAGGGCGGUGCCUUGGGUAACAACCCAGCCAAUCAGGGCACAGGAGCUGGCGAAGACCUCAGCGAAGAAGAAGAAGCAGCAGCUCUAGGAGGCAUGGGAGGAGUGGGAGGAGAGCAGAACGUUGGUGGCGCCGUCGCAGACAGUAGCGAAGAAGAGCAGGUUGUGCAGCAGCAAGCCGGUGGCUCCAUCAGCGCUAUGGGAUCUUCUUUCACAUUCCCUCCAAUGCCAAUGACGACAGGACCCCCUUUGGUCCGAUUCACGACAGGACCCCCUUUGGCCCGAUUCACCACCAGAAAUGUCACCCCAGAGCCCAUCGUGGAAAAUAAUGCCGGAGCAGGUAUUGCAGCUGCUGAAACCGCUGACAACCUACCUCAACAACAGACCAUGUCGACGAAAAAGACCACCGCGAUUGCUGCUGGUGCCGGUACUGCUGGAGUAGUUGCAAUUGCUGCUGCAGGAGUUGGAUUGGCCUAUAAAGCCGGUCUCAUCGGUGCAGGUGCCGGUGGUGCUGGCGCUGCCGGAGGAGCUGCAGCUGUCUAAGAAAAGACAUUUACGAACUGAAAGACACUAUCAAUGUUGCCCAAUAUCUAUCACCGCUGACGUGCCUUCUGUUUUGUCCUCAUAAACACUGUCAACCUGCAUUAUUGCAUACCUAUGAUGGGCACUAACUUAAACAAGGACAUCAAAACUCUUUCAUUAGAUUUUCCUUCUACGACAUUUCACAAUAUUCUAUAGAUCUUUAAAGAUUCCAUGAUAUUUGUUGCUGAAGAAUCAGAUGAAAAUGAGACAAGCUCUUCCUGUUAUAUUUUUUUCAAAUAAAACUAAAUAUUUUGUAUGUUAACGUUCCUAUUACAAAAGAAACAUUGACGAGUUGUUUGAUUUCACUGAUGAUGUAAUCUAAAUUGAUAUUCGGCAGCAUUAGAAAAGAAGAAUACUCCAUGGUAUCUGAUUGUGUAUGGAUUAUUCUCUUCUAAGCAACACGUAUAUAUAAGAACUGUUGAAACGAACACAAUUCUGACAGUCUUUGGACCUAGAUGAUCUACGUAUGACUAAAUUUGAUAUUGAAUGGCCCCCUGUGAACAUAUAAUAUUUUCAAGUUCAGAAAAUAAAAAUAAAAAUUGAACUUGCGAAUUCUCUUUGGUAGCACACAUGACUGUAAUUUCCUAGGACCUUUGAACAAUGUAUGAAGUUGAAAAGGGGAUUUUGGUAAAUAAGAGCAUUUUAUUACAUUUUCUUUAGAUUUAUAUCAACAAGUACAAUACCCACUUCUUUAAUUUUUAUUCUUUUUUUUUACUUGCAAUAUUUUGUGUACUUUUUGUAUUCUUGCUGUAUGAAAUAUUCAGAAAAAACAUAUAUGGUACAAAGUCUGUACAUUUUGUCAAUAUUAAACUUUUGUUUAAAUUAA
Messenger RNA from Strongylocentrotus purpuratus (purple sea urchin), 2260 nucleotides. RefSeq names its product mediator of RNA polymerase II transcription subunit 1. Lineage: Eukaryota; Metazoa; Echinodermata; Echinoidea; Camarodonta; Strongylocentrotidae. The transcript has 2 exons. The record is from RefSeq and is a predicted model, not a curated record. Bases 367 to 1395 code for a protein of 342 amino acids.